GCUCAUCAUGUGUCUUUAGUUGAAAUGAAAACUGCAGACUGUUUGUUCUACAGGACACAUUGUUCCCUCAAAUGAGUUUUAAAAUGUAGGUCAGAAAUCCAAAAUAAGUUCAUAUCAAUUAGUUUUCUGAUGCUGCAAUGAAUUCAAACUAAAUAACAGGAAGUGUGUUUACUGUUGUGUGUGAAUGUGAUGACUUCUGAUGUGUUGUGUGUUACAGUGAUACACAGUCAGGAUGAAUGGGGUGUGACUUAUUCUUCUACUCACAUCUGUGCCUUCAAAGGAUCAACAGUGGAAAUACACUGCAGCUACCGUUACCCUUUGGAAAAAGAUGGCCUGAAAACUAGAGUCCAAAGCAGAUUCUGGUUUUCUAAAGACAGUAAUAACAUCUAUAUGGAUCUGAAAACAGACCCAGAGUAUUCAGGUCGUGUACAGUACAACUGUGGAAACAACAACUGCACUCUGAGAAUCACAGACCUGAGAAAGAGCGACUCAGCUCAGUACAAGUUCAGAUUCACAACAAACCAACCAGGUGGAAGUUUCACUGGAUCACCUGGAGUCACUUUGUCUGUGACAGAUCUCCGGGUGAACAGAUCACAAAUAUAUUAUUUCUCAGUCAUGCUGAAGUGUCAGAGCAGUUGUCCUCUAGCAGACCCUCAGUCCUACAUCUGGUACUCCAAUGGACACAUCAUUGUUGGACAAACAUCUCGGUUUUAUUUAAGUUACUUUCACCCCACAAACAGAAUUUCCUGUGCUGUAAAAGGACAUGAGGACUCUCCUUCUCCUUCAGUGUUGGUAAAGGAUGCCUGGAAUGUGACUUAUUCUUCUACUCACAUCUGUGCCUUCAAAGGAUCAACAGUGAAAAUGUACUGCAGCUACACACACCCACCUGGAAUUAAUGUUAUUGAAACAUUCUGGUUCAGUAACAGGAAGGAUGAUGAAUAUGUGAGACUGAAAGAUGAUCCACAGUAUGCAGGUCGUGUUGAAUACGAUCAGAAGGUCUGCAGUCUGACAAUCAGAAAUCUGACAGAAAGUGACUCAGCUGAGUACAAGUUCAGAUUCAUAACAGACCAACAACAUGGGGAAUAUACUGGUUUACCUGGAGUCACUCUGUCUGUCAAAGAUCCACAGCUCCAGGUCCAUGUGAGCAGAUCAGUCAACCAGUUUUCUACCUGGACAGAGCUGACAUGUCAAAGCAGUUGUCAGCGGUCUGAUAAUUCUUCCUUUAACUGGUACAAUAACAGCCUCAAAGUUAAAGAAGGAAAAAGAUAUCUAUACCUGCAGACAUUUGGUCCUUCAGACAGCUAUUACUGUGCAGUACAAGGACAGGAGCGUUUCCGUUCUCAUGCAGUGUAUGCUCCAAAGCUUCCCUCUGUGUCGGUGAGUCCCUCUGCUGAGAUAGUGGAGGGAAGUUCAGUGAAUCUGACCUGCAGCAGUGAUGCUAACCCAGCAGCUAAUUACAGCUGGUACAAGGAGAACCAAGACUCACCAAAAGCUUCAGGACAGAUCUUCACCAUCACUGACUUCAGAGCUGAACACAGUGGAAAGUAUUCCUGUGAAGCUCAGAACAUCUUUGGACGUCAGACAGUCUCUGUACAUGUGACUGUUUGGGCAGAUAAGUCAACAAAUAUAAUGAAUAUCAUCAAGCUGACCCUGGUGGUCCUGAUGCUGAUUCCGCUGUUUGUCUUGAGUCUGUGGACGAGGAAGAAGACAACUGUGAAUGUAAAACCUGAACAGAAUGAAGCUGUAGAAAUGAUGGAGGUGAGAGGUGCUGUUGAUAACACUGGUAUGAUCAGAAUAAAUGGGUUUGUUCAGGCACAUUUGGAAUAUGAGGACAGAAGGUCAGUUUAAGUGAAUUAGAAGUUCAGGAAUGAGUAAU
Molecule: messenger RNA, 1876 nt
Organism: Acanthochromis polyacanthus (spiny chromis)
Lineage: Eukaryota; Metazoa; Chordata; Actinopteri; Pomacentridae
Exons: 7
Coding region: 190-1848 (552 amino acids)
Source: RefSeq, a predicted model, not a curated record